Messenger RNA from Chiloscyllium plagiosum (whitespotted bambooshark), 3400 nucleotides. NCBI's taxonomy places the organism in Eukaryota, Metazoa, Chordata, Chondrichthyes, Orectolobiformes, Hemiscylliidae. The record is from RefSeq and is a predicted model, not a curated record.
GCUGGAAAAGCGCAGCAGGUCAGGCAGCAUCCAAGGAACAGGAGAAUCGACGUUAGCUGGAAACUCUGUACUUUACCACUACUGAAGGAUUACCAGUAACAUCAAUGGCAGCCUGUAUGAUAUAUGGUAUCAAUAUCCAAUAUGGAUUUCUGAAUUCAAAUGAAGUAAAGACCCCUGCUGGUUGAAGCAAGAUGUUUUGGAGUGCUGUACUCAGGAUCACCCCUUUGGUUCUUUGGAGAGAUCUGGCACUAUUUAAGUACCCUGAUUACCUGGAUGCAUAAUCGACAAGGAAUAAGGCCCUUUCAAAGUGGAGUUAACUGCAUUUCUCAUCUUACUGACCUGGGAUGGAACUCAAUAGCAUUUAAGUACUUUUUUAGAAAAUAAUAACAAUAUAAGUUGAUCUCACGUGAAGUGGCAUUUUGCAAAUUCAAAUAUUCACACAGUUAUAGCCAAUACAUAAGUGCACCAAAAUUAAUUGGAUAGGACUGUAAAAUAGUAGAUUUGUAGAUCUGCCAAAGUUUUGAAAAGUCAAGAUUCAAUUUCAAGCUUUAUUGAGCUCUCCUAUCAGAAAUUUCCGUACAGAAUUACACAUACAAGAAUUUAAUUAUAAAUGUAUAAAGAAGCAUUAACAUUGCAAAUUACAAUAAUAUUAUAGCCUGCAGAUUAUUGUUGACCCUACUGGUCGCUCUAUUGAAGUGUUGGUAGCAAAUAAGGAGUUAUGUUCUAUCUUCCCUGGCUAAAGGAUGUGCUAAAAGAUUAUUCCUGGCAGGGAUGUUCCAACUGGUAUUAUAUUAUUGAGUUGUUUUCAUGAUCUUAUUGAACUUGUUAAUACUGCCAUAAUUGUUGUUUAAAUUCAAAACAGUAUCAUUUUCCAUGUGGCUAUUUUGCAUAAGCUGUGUUUUCAGAAUGAUAAUUUAUGGCUCGUGUAGUAUUAGCUAUUGCCACUAACUCUUCAGUUGGAAUUGAUCAACGAGAGUUCAGAGAGAACCCUUUAUUUUGAAGACAAUGGGAAUUGGAUUUAGUGCUUCGCUUGCGUUGCACUUGGUAGAGGAGGACCAGGAAGAACAAGAGAGGGCAGCUCGUGAUGUAAGAUGGCACAGACGACGAACAGUUAGAUCCCGCCGAUACCCAACACACCGGGUGUAUCGUCCCAGGCAAAGCUACUUGGGAAUGACUGAGGAACAAUGUCUUCAGCAGCUCAGGCUUAGCCGGGAGGCUGUGACAGAAUUAUGUCAUCUAUUGAAUGAGGAUCUGCAAACUCAAUCUACUAUCAGUACAGCACUGCCAGUGGCUGUGAAAGUCACUACAGCCCUGAACUUCUAUGCUGUCGGGUCAUUUCAGGCAAGCACUGGUAACAUUUGCAGUGUCAGUCAGUUUGCUGUACACAGAUCCAUCACAGAAGUUACACAUGCGUUAUUCUCCAGGGCUGACAAUUUCAUUUCUUUUCCUAUAGAUGAACAACAUCAACAGCAAAGGACAACACAUUUCUACAGGGUUGCUGGCUUUCCAAGAGUACAGGGUGUCAUUGAUUGCAUGUGUGUUGCUAUUCGGGCACCUGUGCAUGAUGCAAUGGCCUAUAUGAAUCAUAAAGGCUUUUACUCCAUUAAUGUGCAGUUGGUUAGUGAUCAUCAGCACAGAAUUAUGCAGGUUAAUGCCCACUUCCCAGGAAGCUCACAUAGUGCAUUUAUUUUAAGGCAAUCCUCAGUGCCAGCGUUAUUUGAAGGAGAAGGAAGCCUGGAAGGUUGGCUGCUGGGUGACAAAGAAUACCCGGUCCAACCUUGGCUGAUGACCCCUUUGAGACACCCAAGAACAGAAGCAGAGCAUAGGUACAAUGAAGCACAUUCAAAAACAAGGAUUACUGUUGAACGUACAAUUGGGAUUCUGAAGCAACGCUUUCGAUGCCUAGAUCGUUCAAGGGGUGCCUUACAGUACAGUCCCCACAAGGUCUCAAGAAUGAUCAUUGCCUGUUGUAUUUUGCACAAUUUUGCUCUCCAAAGAGGCCUCACAAUGGAGGAAGAACAGAAUGAAGAAUCUAUGGUAGACCAAGAGCCUGACAGUGAUGAUGAAGAAUCAGUUGAAAGAACAACAGUCCAACAGGGAAGAUUGAUGCGUCAGGCACUAAUACUUGAUGCCUUUGAGAGUUGCACAUAGCACUGUCCAGGAGAUUGAUCUUCAAUUUCUGGAGACUCCAAUCCAAUCCACCGAUGUCAACACUACUCAUAAAUGUUUUAGCAUUAUUGACAGAAUAGGGAAGAAGAGACGAAGCUGUGAUCUAAAUAUUAUUGAGAAUAAUGACCAAAGUCACAAAUAACUUACACAAUAGUUGAUAAUUCAAAAUGCUGUUCAAGUGGAGGUGCGAUACAGGUACUCCCAAGCACUGCAGAGUUGCUUCAACAUUGACGAGGCAGCCCAAUCCAAGAGCGAGGACCUGGUGAUCCUCGACACCAGAACUUUCUCAUGGUUGUUGACAGCAAGCCUGUUGCACAGCAGCGGCAAGGUUCCUCAGCAACUGGAUCUCAGAGCGGAACAGCGAAGUCCUUGCUUCAGCCUUCACCAUUGGUAGCUUAGCAGUGGGAGAGGAUAUGCUGCAAGUCUCUUGGGACUGGUCAGAGUUGUGAUUGGAAUAGCAUUCAAUGUAGGAGACGAGAGCAACUCUUUUAAUCACAGAUUCUGUCUCUCCCAUGCUUGCUGUUACACCUCCUCUAAUCACAGAUCUCUUAUUUGCUGCUUCUAGUGCUUCUCCAGAUACUGAAUUUUCAAUUGGAGAAGAAAGCAGUUUUUUUGCCAUCUCAAAAUUUUGUCACUCUAGGCAACCCCUUAUUUGCUUAACAGUUGUAAUGACCAUGUAUUCUUCCCAGAUGCCUAUACUGUAGAUGCAGAGUUGGACAACACUCUGCUACUGUGCUUCAGUAAUGUUUAAUAUGAGGAGUGAGUGCUUGUUUGGCUACUAAGCUGCACACAUAGCCAGUGACAGAGAUCCACAAAAGCUGUCAGUCAAGAGAAUCCCAGCUCUGAGUCAGCUAUAUCCAUGGAAGAAAACGAUUUAUGAGUGAACUUUGUAGUUAGGUGUAAAAUAGCUUAUCAUUUAUUCAUUUGUUUUUUUGGGACCUUGAUUUAUGCAAACUGCCUAUCAUGGUUCUUACAUUACAGUGGUAAUCACACUUUGCAAGUGCAUGUUUGGUUCUGAAAGCCUUUGAGAUACUCUGAUGUUAUAAAAGGUGUUCUAAAAAUACAGAGCUCUUUCAUCUUCAAACUCAAAUGAUCUUGUUGGGUUACCUUUCAAACAGUCUUUUGGAAUUCUUCAAAGAUUUGCAAAGUCUUUGUGUGAUAAUAUAUCCAUUCAAUUCAGUGUGAUGUGUUUUCUAUAAUUAACUUCUCACAGAUCCUGAGCACAAAAUUA